This is a messenger RNA of Lineus longissimus, 2818 nucleotides long. RefSeq names its product E3 ubiquitin-protein ligase COP1-like. NCBI's taxonomy places the organism in Eukaryota, Metazoa, Nemertea, Pilidiophora, Heteronemertea, Lineidae. Bases 206 to 2134 code for a protein of 642 amino acids. The record is from RefSeq and is a predicted model, not a curated record. The transcript is spliced from 14 exons. Gene Ontology annotation, biological process: proteasome-mediated ubiquitin-dependent protein catabolic process. Gene Ontology annotation, molecular function: ubiquitin protein ligase activity; protein binding.
CGACAGACAAGGGGCGAUAAACAUUCAUCUGUUGCCAAAUAAAACAUAAAAAACUCACAAACCUGUUAUAAUAUUUAAAUUCCCUUAACCAACAUUACAAUAUUAUAUGAUGAAGAAUCAUUAACCCCAAUUUUAUUGAAAUCACUUGAAGGACGGUCGAGUAUUCAGUAUUUCUUUUUCAUGUUUUUGGACAAAAAUCUGAAGAAUGGCCGGCAGAACGCAGCCACCGCAGAUUCAGCAACAGCCUGGCCAGAGUCAAGUCGUUGUCAACAAACGACGCAAACGCAACCAGCCCCCUGUUUAUAGCGGUAUUGGCAGCUCAUUUGAAGACAAGGACAAUGAUUUUGUUUGCGCUGUGUGUUUUGAGAUGAUAGAAGAAGCUCACAUGACGAAAUGUGGACACAGUUUUUGUUACAAAUGCAUCAAACGUCAGCUUGAAGUCAGCAAUAGAUGUCCGAAGUGCAACUACAUCAUUGAAAAGCAGGACCAAAUAUUUCCUAACUUCAGUUUGAAUGAGCUGGUCCUAAAGCACAGACAGCGCCAAGCUGAGAAGAAGAUGAAAUUGGACAGCCAAGGUGGAGGGUUGACCCUCAACCUGGAUGAUAUUGUGACCUCCCCUGAAAACUUGGACCUCGCCAAUAUAAACAUGAUGCUAGAUGUACUUAGUCAGAAGAAACAGCAACUUGAGGCAGACUGUAAAGCUGCCCAGCACCAACUGCUGAAAGAGUUCCUGCAUCAAGUCAGACAGAAGAAAAAACAGCAACUUGAUGAGCUGAAUAGGGAGCUGCAAGUGCUUGAUGAUGAUUGUUUAAAAGUGGAUGAGAAAUUAGCAGAGUUAAAGAAGGCAUGUCCCAAUUCAGGUGAUACUAGUCCAGUCAAUGCUGUAAAUGUGAUGAAUGGCUUUGAUCCUGCAAUAGCUUCUGCGAGUACGGAUCUCACGCAACAAGAUGGUUUCAACGGCAGCAAGAGCGUUAGUAAACACAGGUGGCCGCACACAAGCUUGUCUUCAAGACGUAAGAAGGUCUACCAGCAUUUUGAUGAUUUGGAGCAGUGUUAUUUCAGUAUACGGCAGAAGGAGUUCACUGGAGGAGAGCCUGGUUUACAUGAUGGUCUGGAGGAGUUUACUGAUAGUCUCAGCAAAUUUGUGAAAUUCAAUACAUUUCGUCCAUUAGCUACUUUAAGCUAUGCCAGUGAUAUUUAUAAUGGUUCUAGCAUUGUAUCAAGUAUUGACUUUGACAGAGACUGUGAAUACUUUGCCAUUGCCGGUGUCACGAAAAAGAUUAAAGUGUUUGAGUAUGCGACUGUGAUACGUGACGCUGUAGAUAUUCAUUAUCCAAUUACGGAGAUGGUCUGUAAUUCUAAAAUAAGUUGUAUAGCGUGGAAUAACUAUCAUAAAGGAGUUCUUGCCAGUUCAGAUUACGAGGGAACAAUUACAAUAUGGGAUGCUUUAACUGGUGCAAAGUCGAGACUUUUACAGGAACAUGAAAAAAGGUGCUGGAGUGUUGACUUCAAUCGUGUUGAUCCUAAAUUGCUCGCCUCUGGGUCAGAUGAUUCGAAAGUCAAGCUGUGGUCGACGAAUACAGAGCACUCCGUGGCCUGUAUAGAAGCCAAGGCCAAUGUUUGUUGUGUCAAAUUCAACCCGGACAGUCGAUAUCAUCUGGCAUUUGGAUCUGCUGAUCAUUGUGUUCAUUAUUACGAUCUUCGAAGCACUGCACAACCAGUGGUAGUGUUUAAAGGUCAUCGCAAGGCUGUGUCAUAUGCCAAGUUUGUCAACACUCAGGAACUGGUCUCUGCAUCUACUGACAGUCAGUUGAAGUUAUGGAGCAUCUCAAACAAACCCCACUGCCUACGCACAUUCAGAGGACACGUCAACGAGAAGAACUUUGUCGGUUUAGCUUCGGACGGUGAUUACAUUGCUUGUGGAAGUGAAAAUAACUCGUUGUGUGUCUACUACAAGGGACUUUCAAAGCAGCUGUUGAAUUUUAAGUUUGAUACAGUCAGGAGUGUUUUGGAAAAAGAGAAAAAAGAAGAGGAUGCCAAUGAAUUUGUUAGUGCAGUAUGUUGGAGACCGGGCUCUAACGUUGUUGUGGCAGCCAAUAGUCAGGGAAUAAUCAAAGUCUUGGAACUUGUAUGACGUCGGCUUUCCGCUAAGACAUGUAAAACCAGUUGCAAUAUUCUAUGGACUUUUCUAUGGUUCAAUAUUUGGACUGUCUGGGGUAUAGAAAACAUGCUCUCAUAUAUGAAAUAUCUCUUCCUUUCUUAGAGUAUCAAAAUCUCAGGUAAAUAUUCUUCCUUUGCCGAUUCCUAAAGAUGGGUAGAAGUCAGGAUGAGAUUAUAUUAUUUAAGCUGUUAUCUUGUCCUGGCCAUCUGGUUGUGACUUUGUCCUUAAUGACACAAAUUUGGGAUGAUUUGGCAAUGUUUUUGUUCACAAAGUAUCAAAUAAAAGGGAUGUUCUCGGAGUAAUUUUUGAAUUGGAUUAAUUCUCAACUCUUGCUUUUUGAAACUCAGCAAGAUACGAGGUAAUAAAAAAAUCAUUUUGACUGCAGCAUUACUUUGUGCUGGGGGGAGAACUGGUAGUUCUCCGGUCUUUGUGAAUAGCAUUUCACCAAUUUUUGGGGAUGGCCUUUACAUUAGUAUUUGAUGUUGAAAUACUUUACAGUAUUUGGGAAAUAUUUUGUUCCACUAUAAAAUAUCGAGAUGAAUAGAUGAUAAAAAUUGUACAUUGCAAUGUUUUUUCUUGACAAGUUGUUUAAAUUCAUGUUUCUGUGUUCAGAUCAAUGUUAGUUUUUGGAUGUCAUAUAAUGUAUAUAGUCAAAUG